AUGAGGACUGAUGUGGUGGACCUAUGCGCAUUGUUGAUACCUUGUGCGCAGGCGGUGGCUGCGGGCAGUGUCAUGACAGCGCAGGAGCUACUGAAGCAGAUAAAGCAGAAUGCGUCAUCAACAGGGGAUGACACACAACGGCUAGCUCAAUGUUUCUCCAAGGGGCUGGAGGCACGUCUAGCAGGAACAGGGAGCCAGCUUUGGCAAUUGCUGACGGCAGAGGGGCCCUUGGUCAUAAAGUACCUAAAGGCCUACAAGCUUUACAUGGCAGCCUGCUGUUUCAACAGGGUGGCCCUCUUUUUUAACAUUAUGACCAUUGAGCAUGCCAUGGCUGGGAAGAGCAAGCUUCACAUUGUAGACUACGGUCCCCAUCAUGGAUUCCAGUGGGUAGGCUUGCUCCGCUGGAUGGCGAAUAGAAAAGGUGGCCCACCAGAGGUGAAGAUAACUGCUAUAAGCCGCCUCCAGCCCAGGUCCUGUCCAUCUGAGGGUAUUGAGGAUACAGGGCACCGGCUUGGCAAGUGUGCACGUGAGUUUGGUGUGCCAUUCAAGUACCAUUCCAUCACCGCAAGGUGGGAAACAAUUUGCACCGACUUCUUCAAAACUGAUGCUGAUGAGGUGCUUGUCGUGACUGACCUCUUUGAUUUCGGUAUCUUGAUGGAUGAGAGUAUCUACUUAGAUAGGCUGAGCCCCCGGGAUACUGUCCUCAAUAACAUCAGGAAUAUGCGACCUGAUGUCUUCAUCCAGGGUGUUGUCAAUAGCUCAUAUGGCACCUCCUUCUUAGCACGUUUUCGGGAGGCUCUGUUCUAUUAUAGUGCGCUUUUUGACAUGCUCGAUGCAACCAUCCCGAGGAAGUGUAAACUGCGGUCGGUGCUGGAACAGAGCAUGUUGGGGCACUCUGUGCUGAAUGUCAUUGCCUGUGAGGGUGUGGACCUGGUGAACCAUCCUGAGAAGUAUGGACAGUGGCAGGUGAGGAACCAGCGGGCAGGCCUGAGGCAGCUGCCACUGAAACCAAACAUAGUUAAGGUACUGAAAGAGAAGGUGAUGAAGGACCAUCAUAAAGGCUUCUUUGUCGGCGAGGAUGGCCGGUGGUUGCUGCAAGGGUGGAAGGGGCGCAUCCUCUAUGCCCACUCUACAUGGGUUGCAGAAGACGCCAUUUCUGAAUGA
Molecule: messenger RNA, 1164 nt
Organism: Panicum hallii
Lineage: Eukaryota; Viridiplantae; Streptophyta; Magnoliopsida; Poales; Poaceae
Product: scarecrow-like protein 14
Exons: 2
Coding region: 1-1164 (387 amino acids)
Biological process (GO): regulation of DNA-templated transcription
Cellular component (GO): nucleus
Molecular function (GO): sequence-specific DNA binding; DNA-binding transcription factor activity
Source: RefSeq, a predicted model, not a curated record